Conger conger (European conger) is the source of this 3335-nucleotide messenger RNA. RefSeq lists its product as uncharacterized. The record is from RefSeq and is a predicted model, not a curated record. Bases 413 to 2764 code for a protein of 783 amino acids. NCBI's taxonomy places the organism in Eukaryota, Metazoa, Chordata, Actinopteri, Anguilliformes, Congridae. Gene Ontology annotation, molecular function: chemorepellent activity; semaphorin receptor binding. Gene Ontology annotation, biological process: semaphorin-plexin signaling pathway; negative regulation of axon extension involved in axon guidance; axon guidance. The transcript is spliced from 16 exons.
GCCAGCACCAAGACAAGAGUGUUUUUCUCUUAUUUACGUCUUUGAGGUAAACGAGCUGUGGUAGAACGAAGAGUUGGAUGCUGUCACACGAGGUUCUGGAGGUACAUUUCACCCUGCACGACGUGAGGACACAAACGCAAUUAUCGGAGCACUUGUGCGAAGAAUCAUAUUAAGGUGUGUUGGAGUGGCAGACAAUGCGCUGACUCAAGAGUCCCCCGCCCCGCCUCCGCUGUGAAGUGAACGCCGCGUCAUGGGGUUUCCGCGGCGAUAACCGAGACAGGACGUCACCGUCGUAGCCGCCGGCCCCCGUCCCGCCCACCAGCCCGCCCCGUCCCGCCCAGGCCAGGAGGAGGGGCCAGGAGGGUUCCAGGAGCCGCCGUGUGUGCCUCUGAGGCUCAGAGCCCCCUGAACCAUGUCUCCAUCAUCACCACCGCCACCUCCUGCUGCCGCUGCUCGCCUCCUCUGGGGCCUGCUGCUCCUGCUGGCGCUCGGCAACAGAGGAGCUCCCCAAAUCAGCCCGAGAACUACGGUCCGCUUCCACGAGGACCACAUCAGGCAGUUCCGGGAGGAGGGGAUUCAGAACUACUCCACCAUGCUGCUCCAGGAGGACCUGGGCCUGCUCCUGGUGGGAGCCCGGGAGGCCGUGUUCGCACUGGACCUCACCGACAUCUCCAACAUGAAGGACUCCGUUGAUUGGAAGGUCUCAAAAGCAGACGAGGAAGAGUGCACAAACAAAGGCAAACAAGCUGACACGGAAUGCCAGAAUUACAUCCGGGUCCUGCAGGAAAUGGCCGACGGCAGGGUGUACGUGUGCGGGACCAACGCCUACAGCCCCACCUGUGGGCACCUGAAGUACACAGACGGUAAGCUCACGAUGGAGGAGCCACUGGAGGAUGGGAAAGGGAAGUGUCCGUUCGACCCGUUCCAGAGAUACUCUUCCGUCAUGGUCGAUGGGAGCCUGUACUCUGCCACCUCCAACAACUUCCUGGGGUCUGAGCCGGUGGUGAUGCGCAGCCUCUCCCACCCGGUGCGCACCGAGUUCAAGAUCUCCUGGCUCAACGAACCCAGCUUCAUCUCCAUGUUCCACGUCCCGGAGAGCGAGGACAGCCCGACCGAGGACGACGACAAGGUGUACCUGUUCUUCAGCGAGACGGCCGUGGAGUACGACUACUACAGCAAGCUGACCGUGUCCCGCGUGGCCCGCGUCUGCAAGGGCGAUAUCGGGGGCCAGCGGACCCUGCAGAAGAAGUGGACCUCGUUCCUGAAGGCCCGGCUGGACUGCCCCGUCCUGGACUCCCGGCUGCCCCACGUGGUCCAGGACGUCUUCCUGCUGAGACACGACGACUGGAGGGAGAGCAUCUACUACGCCGUCUUCACCCCACAGCAGGGACCAGUGGACCAUUCUGCAGUGUGCGCUUACAAGGUGUCGGACAUCGGCGACGUCUUCGCCCGCGGGAAGUUCAAGACGCCGGUCACCGUGGCGACCUCCUUCGUCAAGUGGGUCAUGUACAGCGACGACCUGCCGGAGCCCAGGCCGGGAGCGUGCAUCGACCGCGCGGCCCGGGACAUGAACGUGGGGCGCUCUCUGGACCUCCCGGAUAAGACCCUGCGCUUCGUCCAGGACAGCCCGCUGAUGGACCAGGGCGUCCGGCCGAUGGGCGGAGGCCCGCAGCUGGUGGAGAGGGGGGCGGCGUUCACCCGAAUCGUGGUGGACCAGGUGGAGGCGCUCGACGGAGAGACCUACAGCGUCAUGUUCAUCGGGACGGAGAACGGCUUUCUGCACAAAGCCGUGAACUACGACGGGGAGAUGGUCGUCAUCGAGGCGGUGCAGCUCUUCGAGACCGAGGAACCAAUCAAGAUCCUCCGUCUGUCUUCCAGCAAGGUUGUACCGCAGGCUGUGCUGUACGCGGGCUCUGACUCUGGCGUGGUGCAGAUGAACCUCAGUGACUGCGGACGCCACGCCUCCUGCAUGGACUGUGUCCUAUCACGGGACCCGUACUGCGCCUGGGACACGCCCACCUCUCGCUGCGUCGCCGUGUACGACCUGGCCUCACCCCACAGCGGAGAGCAGAUCCAGAGUCUAAAAGAUGGGGAUGCAUCUCUCUGUCCGGCUUCUGAUCCAAACACAGUGAGGCGUGUGAACGUCACCAUGUACCUGGGCAGCAACGUGAACCUGCCGUGCCGGGCGCAGACCGACCUGGCCCAGGUGCGCUGGCAGCUCUCCGGCGCCGCCCUGCCGGCCUCCCCCAGGUACCGCACCUACAGGGAGGGCCUGAUGGUGCUGGACGCCGUGGCGGGCGACGCCGGGGUCUACACCUGCCUGUCCGAGGAGCGGGUGAAAGGGCGCCUGUACACGCGGGCGGAGGUGGAGUACCGCGUGUCGGAGGGGGCCGUCACCCCCCGCAUCGGGGCGCAGACCCAGGGCGGGUCACGGGCCUUCCUGCAGGUCGCCGUGGCCCUGCUCUCCCUCCUCCUCGUGGCGCUCCUGGCGUGGAACGUGUACAAGGGCCACAUCCCGCUCCCGUUCCUGGGGCCGUGCGGCGAGGGGGCCUCGGAGCGACGGGACGUCCCGAGCCAGGACCCCGCCCCGGCCUCCAGACCGGAGGCCAACUGCCUGGAGGACAAGCCCCUGAUGCCGGCGGUGAACUACAGCUCCAACAACAACAACCGACUGAGCGCCAACACCGCCAACGGGGAGGCCGCGCCCACGCCCAAGGUUACCGUGGACGCCUUCCAGUUCAUCGACGACGAGUCGGAGAUCUGACCAUGCGGGACGCAGGAGUUAAACACACACACACACACACACACACACACACAGGCAGCCCUCAGACAUGGGAACAUGGGAAUGGUCUUCAUCCCAGAUUGACUGGCUACUUUCUAAUUCUAACAGGCAGCGGAUUUUCAAAAAUUAUUUUUAAUAAUAAAGAGGAAAGAUAAAAGCAGGACUGUUGGUGGGGCGGGGUUGAUUGACUGCAUUAGGCUCCGCCCACCUGUAAUGCAUUGCUUCCAUGGUAACCGUCCCUCAAAUGUGGAAGGGAACAGUAUUUGAGAUGGCUUUGCACACCUGUCUCAGGUGGACUGCGUGCUGAUGAAAUGCAGCAGACGCAACGCUGUGGGUUUGACCCACCCCCAACGUUUCUGCAACACUUCUGCAACGUCUCUGCAACGUUUCUUCAAACGUUUCGGUUGUGGUGCAUUUGAGGUCACGACAGUGGAUGUCUCCUUAAUCCGUACGAACUGAAAAUAACUUCCAAGUUGUGGAGGAAAAGGUAUUGUAGAAUUUUCUCAGGAAACGGACUGAGCUGGGAGUGGGAUACGAGGAGUCCUAUUUUCGG